Molecule: messenger RNA, 356 nt
Organism: Vitrella brassicaformis
Lineage: Eukaryota; Vitrellaceae
Source: the annotation of a GenBank genome assembly
GCACCCACCCAGACCAGCCCUUCGACCCGUCCAUCCACCGCCUUCAGAUGCACACGGCCAUUCACGAGGGGAAGAGGCGGGCGUACGCACAGGCCAAGGAGCGCUUCGACGACGGUAUCGCCCGCCUUCCCCCAGGACGCCAACGAGCUGCUCGGCGCGCGCAGGAGGCCAAGAUGCACGCGUGGCUCACGGCCAUGCCGUCGUGCAGCGAUCAGACCGACCUCAGCGGCGAUGCUUUUCGGGACGGCCUGGCGGUUCGCUACGGGUACCGCCCACCCAACCUCCCCUCCAGCUGCCCAGGGUGUGGUUCCGCCUUCACCCUCACCCUGCCCUGGACUGCGCGAAGGGCGGGCUGA